Molecule: messenger RNA, 6092 nt
Organism: Hipposideros armiger (great roundleaf bat)
Lineage: Eukaryota; Metazoa; Chordata; Mammalia; Chiroptera; Hipposideridae
Gene: DHX36
Product: DEAH-box helicase 36
Exons: 26
Coding region: 79-3093 (1004 amino acids)
Cellular component (GO): cytoplasm; nucleus; intracellular anatomical structure
Molecular function (GO): G-quadruplex RNA binding; RNA helicase activity; DNA helicase activity
Source: RefSeq, a predicted model, not a curated record
UGGACGUGCACUCGCUUCCGGGCCCGGUCGCCAUUUGCGGCGGUUGCAGGUUCUCUCGCGCUGUGGUCCGUUGGGACAAUGAGCUAUGACUAUCAUCAGCACUGGGGCCGCGAUGGCGGGCCCCGCGGCUCGGGCGGGGGCCAAGGAGGGAACCGCGGCUCCCGGGGCGGCGGCGGCGCGCACUAUGAAGUGCAACCGUAUGCUGACGCUUCCUGCAGUGAUGAUUAUAUGGCUUCACGUGAGCCGUGCGCAUCUGACCUCAAGCGAACAGUUAGGAUUUUAUGUGGGCUGAAUGUACGCUUUGCAAAGGACAGAGCCGUAGUGCACAUGGAUGAACACCGAGAAGAACAAAUUGUGCAGCUACUACAUUCUGUCCAAGCUAAGAAUGAUAAAGAUUCAGAAGCACAAAUAUCCUGGUUUGCUCCCGAAGAUCAUGGAUAUGGUACUGAAGCUCCUGCUGAGAACAAGUCAAACUCAGAGAAGAAAUUUCAGGACCAGGAAAAGAAAUCAAUAAAUAAAGAAAAGAGGACAUUUAGAAUCAAGGACAGUUAUAUUGACCGGGAUUCUGAGUAUCUCUUGCAAGAAAACGAACCAGAUAUGACCGUAGACCAACAGUUACUGGAAGAUUUACAAAAGAAAAAAACUGACCUUCGGUAUAUUGAAAUGCAGCAUUUCAGGGAAAAGCUGCCUUCAUUUGGAAUGCAAAAGGAAUUGGUAAAUAUGAUCGCUAAUCACCAAGUGAUAGUAGUAAGUGGUGAAACUGGUUGUGGAAAAACCACUCAAGUUACUCAGUUCAUUUUGGAUGACUACAUCAAAAGAGGAAAAGGAUCUGCAUGCAGGAUCGUGUGUACUCAGCCAAGAAGAAUUAGUGCCAUUUCCGUUGCAGAGAGAGUGGCUGCAGAAAGGGCAGAAUCUUGUGGUAAUGGUAAAAGUACCGGAUACCAAAUUCGUCUCCAGAGUCGUUUGCCAAGGAAACAGGGUUCUAUCUUAUACUGUACGACGGGAAUCAUCCUUCAGUGGCUCCAGUCAGACCCGCAUUUGUCCAGUGUUAGUCAUAUCGUGCUUGAUGAAAUCCAUGAGAGAAAUCUACAGUCAGAUGUUUUAAUGACUGUUAUUAAAGAUCUUCUCAGUUUUCGACAUGACCUGAAAGUAAUAUUGAUGAGUGCAACAUUGAACGCUGAGAAAUUUUCAGAGUAUUUUGGUAACUGUCCAAUGAUACAUAUACCUGGUUUUACUUUUCCUGUUGUGGAGUACCUUUUGGAAGAUAUAAUUGAAAAAAUAAGAUAUGUUCCAGAACAAAAAGAACACAGAUCCCAGUUUAAGAGGGGUUUCAUGCAAGGGCAUGUAAAUAGACAAGAAAAAGAAGAAAAAGAAGCAAUCUAUAAAGAACGCUGGCCAGACUAUGUAAGGGAACUGCGGAAAAGGUAUUCUUCAAGUACUAUAGAUGUUCUGGAAAAGAUGGAUGAUGAAAAAGUUGAUCUGAAUUUGAUUGCUGCACUUAUUCGAUACAUUGUUUUGGAAGAAGAGGAUGGUGCCAUAUUGGUGUUUCUACCAGGCUGGGACAAUAUCAGCACUUUACAUGAUCUCUUGAUGUCACAAGUGAUGUUUAAAUCAGACAAAUUUAUUAUUAUACCUUUACAUUCACUGAUGCCUACAGUUAACCAGACACAGGUGUUUAAAAGAACCCCUCCUGGUGUUCGGAAAAUAGUAAUUGCUACCAACAUUGCAGAGACCAGCAUUACCAUAGAUGACGUAGUCUAUGUGAUAGAUGGAGGCAAAAUAAAGGAGACACACUUUGACACACAGAACAACAUCAGUACAAUGUCUGCUGAGUGGGUUAGUAAAGCGAAUGCCAAACAAAGGAAAGGUCGAGCCGGAAGAGUUCAACCUGGUCAUUGCUAUCAUCUGUAUAAUGGUCUUAGAGCAAGCCUUCUGGAAGACUAUCAGCUGCCAGAGAUCUUGAGAACUCCUUUGGAAGAACUUUGUUUACAAAUAAAGAUUUUAAGGCUAGGUGGAAUUGCUCAUUUUCUGAGUAGGUUAAUGGAUCCACCAUCAAAUGAAGCAGUGUCACUCUCCAUAAGACACCUGGUGGAACUGAAUGCUUUGGAUAAACAAGAAGAAUUGACACCUCUUGGAGUCCACUUAGCACGAUUACCAGUUGAGCCACACAUUGGAAAAAUGAUUCUUUUUGGAGCUCUCUUCUGUUGCUUAGACCCAGUACUCACCAUUGCUGCUAGUCUCAGCUUCAAAGAUCCCUUUGUCAUUCCUUUGGGGAAAGAAAAGGUUGCAGAUGCAAGAAGAAAGGAAUUGGCAAAGGAUUCUAAAAGUGACCACCUGACAGUUGUGAAUGCAUUUGAGGGCUGGGAAAAAGCCAGACAACGUGGUUUCAGAUAUGAAAAAGACUAUUGCUGGGAAUAUUUUCUGUCUUCAAACACACUGCAGAUGCUGCAUAACAUGAAAGGGCAGUUUGCUGAGCAUCUUCUUGGAGCUGGAUUUGUAAGCAGUAGAAAUCCUAAAGAUCCAAAAUCGAAUAUAAAUUCAGAUAAUGAGAAGAUAAUUAAAGCUGUCAUCUGUGCUGGUUUGUAUCCCAAAGUUGCUAAAAUCCGACUAAAUUUGAGUAAAAAAAGAAAAAUGGUGAAAGUUUACACAAAAACUGAUGGGCUGGUUGCUAUUCAUCCCAAAUCCGUAAAUGUGGAGCAAACAGAGUUUCACUACAACUGGCUUAUCUAUCACCUGAAGAUGAGAACAAGUAGUAUAUACUUGUAUGACUGCACAGAAGUUUCCCCAUACUGUCUCUUGUUCUUUGGAGGUGAUAUUUCCAUCCAGAAGGAUAACGAUCAGGAAACUAUUGCUGUAGAUGAAUGGAUUGUCUUUCAGUCACCAGCAAGAAUUGCACAUCUGGUUAAGGAAUUAAGAAAGGAACUAGAUACCCUUUUGCAAGAGAAGAUCGAAAGUCCCCAUCCCGUAGAUUGGAUUGACACGAAAUCCAGAGACUGUGCAGUGCUCUCAGCUAUUACAGACUUGAUCAAAACACAGGAAAAAGUAACUCCCAGGAAGUUGCCACCACGAUUCCAGGAUGGAUAUUACAGCUGACAAAUUUUCUGUGGUGGUAUGAAAAGCCAAUUUGACAACUGUUUUCCAUCAUAGUUUAACUUUUGGCUAAAUGCCAAACCUUGGGACAUUAGUAAUUUCCACAUGUAAGGUAGAAACCUUCAGUGGGUAGUAAAGACUUACUGUGCAUGAGUUAACAAUGUUAUGUAUAGCUAUUAUAAAUAUACCACAAAAACAGUAUGUUCUCUGAUCAUAUUCUCUGUUGUGGUAAUGUCCACACUUUGGGAGUAUUCCUUUUAUAUAUAUUGGUGUUAUACCACUUGAGAAAUUCCUUUGUUCUGUUAAAACUAAUCUUGCUGCACAAAAUGACUGGUAUAGAACCAGUAAAAAUAGAAUGGUUAAUCAAAAAGCAGUGUCAAGUAGGAAUUUGAACACAGCCACAUUUUUUAAGUGGAACUUCUAUCAGAAGUUAAUUUGUUGUAAUAAAACCCAGUAUUUAAUAAAAUGUACAGUGUGUAAAUCUCAGCUAACUUUUUGGCUUGGUUUCUGCAUCUCCACCUCUCCAUUGGUUUAUUUGAUGUCUUUUGUGUGUUUUUAAAAUCUUUUUAGAAUAUAUUCGUACCCCUUUUAUGUCACCUUGUGCAGCAUAAUGUAGCAAUUGAGAGCAUGGGUCUGGAGCCUGACUACCUAAGUUCAAAUUUCAGCUCUGCCACUUCUAGAUAUCUUGGGCACGUUACUUGGCUUAUGUCCUUUUCCUUAUCUAAAAUACAGGUAACAGUUGUGAGAACUGACUGUGUUAAUAUACGUAAAGUGCAUAAGUUGUGUCUGGUACGUAGCGUGUACUUACUGAAUCUUAGAUAUUAUUUGUCCAUGAAAUAUUUUUUAAUAGUCUAUUAUACUUUUUUUUUUUUUGCAUACUGUGAGUUCUAUUUUACCCUCUCAGCUAAUUGAAGGUAGUGUGAUAUGUACUGUAUGUGUUAGCUCUAUCCAGUUGUGACAAAUACUGUUGGCUGCUAUCUCGUCCCUCCCUUCCUCCCUCCUUGUUUGCUUGUGUUCACGUGUUCCCGCUCUGUACGGCCUUGUGCCUGGGGAUGUUGGACCGUGCACCGUCUUAUUCCCCUUAUAAGUAACUGAUACAGCAUGACUGUGAACCUGUCCUGGCCAGUGGCAACUGAGAAGAGAUCUUCAAGGAGCAUCUGAGGGAGAUUUUCCUCCCUACUAGACUUGGAGGAGGAAAUUCUGCACCCCCUUGGAGAUUGUCCUGUCUGAAUCUGGCACUUGGAACUGCUGCAGCCAUGUUAUGACCACAAGGUUGGCUCAGUGGGAAGGUGAAAAUCAUUAGAGCCCUUGAUGAUGCUAGUGAGCUGCUGAAUUGUCCCACUCAAACUGUCCUCCCUACACAUGACUUAUUUUGAUAUAAUAAACCUUUUAUUGUUUUAGCCACUUUUGGUAGGGCCUUUUGUAUAACUUGGAAGCAAGUAUGUUCCUGAAACAUACUAUUCAUUGAGCAUUGUUUGCUGAGGCCUCUGUUUCUACCAUUUAUUUUGUCAUCUAACUGACCUAUAUGUCUGACAAAAGUGGUAGUACUGGACAUACUGCAAAAAGAAACAUAGGAAGAACAUCCUGCUGCACCCUAAAAACUACAUAUUGUGCCUUCCAAUAAAUGCAGAGAAACCAAAGGAAAAGAGAUAUACAAGGGCUGAGAUUUACUGAUAAUGCUAUGACGAUCUGUUAACAGCACUGGUUCCGGUACUACUCCCAUUUCUGGGAAUGUAUGUCCACCUAUCAUUGCCUUCCAAGGUUUUAAAUGUACUGUGUGUCCUAAAUCCAUUCUCUGGGCCAGUCUCCCAAAAGUGACCCAUCUCAUUGAAUUCUUGCAAUGAGUCAUGUCACAAUAUUGUAGCAUAUUAGGUUUGGCCCUAAACUGAAGGUGGCCAUUAGGUCCUGUUUGUUCUAAAGAGUGUGACUUUUUUUUUUCUUUUCUUUUACUAUACAGUCAGUUGGCCAAAAUGGUUUUGGCGGAAAGCAUUUUAAAAAUCUGUAAAAACAGAAGACUGUUUAAUUGGUUCCAUGUUUGCAAACCAAUAUUUAGUCUCCACAUAAACAGGGAAAAUGUUCCUGAAGAAUUGUUUAAUGAUUGGUCAUUCAAAGAGAUUAAGCAGUUAUUAUCACCCCCAAUUUGAAUCUUCUCUAUAGCUGAUCAGGAUGGAAAUUUUAAUUGAAGGUGCUAUCUGUGUUGUUUCUUUUGUUUACAGAAUAGGUUGUUACUGAGUUGAAAAUGUAGUACAGGUCUGAGAACUGUUUGUCAUUUGGUAGUUUUAAAGAAUAAGGCAUUAAAUUAAGAAGAAAAAGCUAUUUAUUUGCCUCGCCAUUCUGAGUGAUACCGAGAAUAACUCUUGAACAAAUAACCUUGAAAUGGAAACUUAUGGAAAACAAAAGUAAAGAAAUCACUGAAUAAUCUUUAAAGUGUCUUUGAAAAGUGAGUCCAUGUGACACCUUCCUAAUUCUUUAACAAGGGUAAAAGCUCUAGAUACAUUUAUACCAAUUGUUACAAGUGAUUUUAUCUUAACUGCAUUUUAAAAAUAAAGUCCACACUAAAAGUUAGAAAACUACAGAAAAGCUUUAGAAGGAAUUUAUUUUAGUACCCUCUUACCCAAAGUAAAUGGUAAUCUUCCUUCCAUGGUUUUUAGCUCUGAGUUUGUAUGUAUAUAUUUUAUGAAAUUGUGAUCAUGUGGUAAUCUUGUAUUUAUAAUAUGCUGUUUUUUAAAUGGCAUUUUAUUUUAAAACUACAUCCUCAUUUUAGAAUAUUUAGAAAUUUCACAUAAAAAAGCAUGUUACCCAUUUUAUUUCCAUACUGCAAGCUUUAAUGUAUUAUUUUACAUAUAAUAUUAGCCCAUUUAAGUUUAUAAUUCUGUGAAUUUUGUCAAACAUAUAGUCAUGUAAUUGCUACCAUAUCACCUAAAAAUUUCCCUUGUUACCCUUUGUAGUCCAUCCCCUGGUUUUGCCUUUUCUAGAAUUUCAAAUAAAUGGAAUCAUAUGUA